Molecule: messenger RNA, 4922 nt
Organism: Delphinapterus leucas (beluga whale)
Lineage: Eukaryota; Metazoa; Chordata; Mammalia; Artiodactyla; Monodontidae
Source: RefSeq, a predicted model, not a curated record
UGUAUGCGUGCGCGCGCUGCAGAAGAGGGGGCUGGGAGGAGAGAGGGAGAGCCAUUUGGGAUCUGCUUGGAGGGAGGCCUCCCCGCUGCCUGGACUUGGUCAAAGAACUAACACUCCUCUACUUCCGCUUUUGGGAAGUGCCUGGACUCAGAAGUGAUCGAUUCUAGUGUACAUCCAGGGUGGGGUAUAAUUAGCCGUCUUGAUUUCACGUCGUUAUGGCCUGAAGCCCUGCCAGCCCCUCCUGCUGUGUGUGUAUGUUGAAGUGGUCAGUUCCUGUCUUGGCGUCAGCCUGGGCCCUUGACCUUGGGGCCCUGAGCAAGUCUCAACUCCAAGCAUCCGUCUCCUUACCUGGGGGAUUUGGGUCACGGGGGCGGUAAGUCACACAGCACUUCUCAGGUCCGGUGCAGUGCUGACACUUUUCCUUCCUGCUGUCUUCCCCGAGGGACAGGGGCUCACCCUGGGGAGGCAGGGGGUGCGUUCCAGCCUCCCAGCUCCGGGGCAGAUCAUUCAACCUCAGAGACGUCACCUCCUCACCUGAACAGUGGAUGUAGCCAUCUUCCUUGUUGCUCAGCCAGGCUGAGGGGAGAGCAGAGGUGAGAGCCCAGGACCUCAGGGCUGGAGGCGUUGGGAUAUUGUGAGGUUCGGCCUUUUCUCUGGAAGGUGGGGGCCGAGGCUCAGAGGAGGGAGGGGCUUGCCGGUGGUUGCAGCCGCUGGUGGCGCGUGGCCAGUUCGCUGUGCCGUUUGGGGUUCACCCUGCCGCUCUGCCCGAGGGCUCACCUGUCCGUUAGGUCCUGAACAUACGUGAUGGCGCGCCUCCCCGCGUGUGGUGCUGGAUGGACAGAUGGCCCUUCUCCUGCCAUAUGCUCUGGCCUGUUUCGGUGUCAUGGCGCCAGGGCUAGGGAGGCGCUCUGUUGCGGAGCUGGGCACUCGCCUUGCUUCCACGUCCCCGCACUCCUCCCUCCCUGUGCUUGCUCCUGCCAUACCUGGCCCAACGCUCAGCUUGAUGCCAGGGAUGCACACAGAGAGCUCUGUGGCUGUGGACUGCUUGGAGUGGGCGUUUGGCUCUCCGUGUCCCAAGGCAAUUUCGCCACCUUCUCCCCCAGCUUCCCAUCGCUGUCUGCAGCCAACCUCGUCAUUGCCAUAGGCACCAUCGUCAUGGUGACGGGCUUCCUCGGCUGCCUGGGCGCCAUCAAGGAGAACAGGUGCCUCCUUCUGAGUUUUUUCAUCGUCUUGUUGAUCACGCUACUGGCGGAGCUGAUCUUAAUUAUCCUCUUCUUUGUCUACACGGACAAGGUGAACGAGAACGCCAGGAAGGACCUGAAGGAAGGCCUGCUGCUGUACAACUCGGAGAACAACGUGGGGCUUAAGAACGCCUGGAACAUCAUUCAGGCCGAGAUGCGGUGCUGUGGUGUCACCGACUACACAGACUGGUACCCGGUGCUGGGGGAGAACACGGUUCCCGACCGCUGCUGCAUGGAGAACUCCCAGGGCUGUGGGCGCAACAGCAGCGCCCCCGUGUGGAGGACGGGCUGCUACGAGAAGGUGAAGAUGUGGUUUGAUGACAAUAAACACGUGCUCGGCACGGUGGGGAUGUGCAUCCUGAUCGUGCAGAUUCUGGGCAUGGCCUUCUCCAUGACCCUCUUCCAGCACAUCCACCGGACUGGGAAAAAAUACGAUGCCUGAGCAGGCCGGCCGAACGCCCCGGCCCCGUGGACACUGCGCCAGGGAAGAGGCCUUCAGCUUGUGUCGCCUGCCCGCACCCUCCAGACUGCUGACCCCUGCGCCCGCCGCCCCGGCCCGCCUUCCCCGCUGCCCGCUGCAGCCUUCUCGGCGGGCGGAGGCCAGGGAGGACGAGGUGCAGAGACCUCAGGGUGCCGGGGUGCCCGGAUUCCUGUGUAUUUGCCAAAGAAGACAGGGUGGGCGGGGGGUGUGCUCUGGGAGCCCCCCGGCACCAGUGCACUUCUGCCCUGUCCUUCCUCCGCUGACACUUUGUCCCUGCGUGGCGUGGGGCGGGAGGCGCAGGGCUCCCUCCCAGUGGAGAGACUGCGCAGCGGAGGCCCCGGUGCCCCUGGCCACCCGGAGAGCGGGUGCGCAGACGCGGGCGGGGCUGACCGUCUCCCGGCCGGGCCCCUGGAAACAUCUCGCCCAGGCUUUUUAUACCUUAUAGUGUAACUUUUCUAUUUUAUUUUACUCUGAUUACGAUUAUUCAGGAAUACUAUCUCUUGGAUAAGUUUAGGGUUAGCUUUCUGAUUUAUAACUUUUUACUGCGUUGAUUUCUGUAACGGUUUGAUUUUCUUUCUGAGGGUGGGGACAGGCAGGGACAGGGCGUGUCCGCCCGGUUUCUGUCAGGACAGACCGCUGUGCACACUCAGGAGGCUCUCGCCAGUAUGCACUGAGGGUGGGGGAGCAGGGGGCCUGGGAGGGGCAGGGGAGACGGAGGCACAGGAGGCCGUGUGGGGGCGAGGCCUGCAGGGUGCAGCGUUUGCCGAGGCCCAGGCCGCGUGAGAGGCCUGGGCCGGGGGUCCUCUGGGGGCUGCGGGUGCUUUGCUUGGGAACGAGGUCGAGCGGUCGUGGGUCCUUAUGCGUCACUGAUGAGCAGCUCCUUUUCCCUCCUUCCUCCCUCCUGCCCUCUGUGGGCCCGGGAGGCUCCCCUUCCACCCCUGCGGGCAUUCCCGCGACAGGUUCUGCAAACACGUUAUUUCACAGACAUUCCUGCUAGAAACUCUUGGACAAAUACCUCUCUAGUUCAGACGCUGCUUACUCUCUCACUUUGCUUCUGGAAGGGGAAGCGGUCCUUCCGUGGAGCUGCUCAGACAGCGGCAGAGGACCCACGACCACCAGAGGGGAGGGCGGAGCCGUGAUCGGUCCAGCCAGAGUCACCCGGCUGCUGACUCCCUGCUGGGAGGGAGGGAGAGAUGUCCACCCGGGUCCCAGGACCCUCAUCUCCUUCCCUAGGGUUCAUUGAUGCUGAGGUGACUGAUGCUCACGUCCUCUGCGACCCCAAGGAAGAGUACCGAGACCCAAGAGAGGCCAGACGGGAUCCUGUUACGGUAGCCCCAGGACAAAGCAGCCUGAGUCAGGGCCUGGAGAUGGACAGCUGAGGGGCAUCCGACUGCAGCGGGGUGCCCCGACUAGGGUUCACGCUGGUCUAAGCAAGUUGUGCAGUUAAAAAAAUAAGUCAAGAGUCCACGUGGCUGAGGUUGGAAAGGUUUCCCCACCAGCUUGUACUUCCCCAGGUGGGCCUCACCUGGGCGCUGCCUUUGCUCUGCACUGUUUGGACGGGUGCCCUGACCUCCCGGGGGGCCCUGUCUCCUCCCCAGCCUCCUCCUGUCUGUUCCGAGAGCUGAGACCUGGCCACCCAGCCAGCAGCCCCCUUCUCCCUUAAGUACAAGACGGUUGGGACCAGUACAGAGCUUUUGGUGUGCUCAGGCGUCGAGCUUCUGGGUGCGGGACAGCAGAGGGUAGGGUGCUCUCAGCGAGUUGGGCAGAGCAGAGGCCACCUCCUGAGACGGGAGUGGGGUGCUCACGGGAAAGCCUGUGGGCAGGGCCGUGGGUGGAGGCCACAGGGGACGGGCCUUCCCCGCCCUCUGGCCCUGCCUUCCCGGGAGCCCAGGUCUGCAGAGCCCAGAGAGGACGCACCACCAUUCCGCCGCGAGGGACCCUCCACAAACAAGCAUUCGAGUGGCACGGUGGCACUGCUGCAUGAUGGGUUUACCUUGGGGGGGGGUUGUUCACGCCUAUCAGUGCAAUAUAAAAUUUUUGUUGAAAUCAGCAAAAGCCUAGCACCUUGGUGGUGUAUGGCCUCGCUGGCAUCUUAUGUUUCUGGGGCUUCAAGGGGCGUCCUCCGGCCCCCUCCUCCCGCCAGCCCCUGCCCCGUCCGUCUGUCCACAGAGCCUUGCCCACAGUUCCCCAAACUGCCUUCUCGCCUGACCCUGUGCUUGGCUGUUCCGUCAUUCGGCCGAGUCCGCGCACGGGGGCGGGGGGGCUCCUUCCAGGCCCUCGCCCAUCGUGCAGAGCGGUCCCCACCGCGCCGUGUGAUGUCAGUGAUGGGGCCCAGCACCUGCUCGGUUUCUCCCGACCCUGCUCUCCAGGGCAGCACUACCUGAGGGAAACCCCUCCUUGGCGACUCCCCUGCCAAGGUCACAGUUAGCUCAGUGGGGUCUGAUGCAGGCGGUUUACGGAGUUGACUCCCAAGGCCAAGGUCCUGCAGACGUCAGGGGAGUGCCUGUCUCCACUCGGCCUCUCUCUGCAGCCGUCUCGCAAGGGAGGUGAGCCAGCAGGGCUGAGCACGGCCCUUGGGGACCCCAGUAGGUGCUGACGCCUGUUCCCCCGCUGGAGGCCCUCUCCUCUCUCCCCUCCAGCGUGGGCCUGCGUCGUGGCCUCUCACCCUGGAAAGGUUGCUGACCCACCCCAGGCCCUCAUGCAGGUGUUCUGGUUUGACUUGGACCAGAUGGCCAUCUGUCCUUGCUUUGGUGGCCAAAGAGUGGUCCAGGUGGAUGGAAAGGAUGUCCCCACCUCUCCGGCCCCUGCCCACCGCUGGUGGAGGUGCUAACAGCAGCGACCCAGCCAGGAUGGAGCGGGAUCCGGGUGCCUGAGGUUCUCCCGCCCCUCGGCCCUUCAGGGCCGGCCUCUUGCGUUCCUGUUCUCCCAUCCCCCCGCUCCCCCGCCACGAGGCCAAGUCCAGGCCGUGUCCUUGCCUCGCCACGCUGACCGGGCCCCUCGAGGGCCAGGCCUGGGGCUUGUGCCCACACGCUGCCCGCUGGGGCAGCAUGGCCGAGCGGGGGGGUGCGCGUGCUGGUUUCAAUGCACUUUUCUGCUUGCGAUGCCGUAUCUGUGCGCUUCCUUCCUCCUGGUCCUGGCUUACGGAACGCCAUGUUUUUAGCAUGUUUUUAAAUAAAAACUGAUAACGUGUCAAAAGCACA